Xiphias gladius (swordfish) is the source of this 1299-nucleotide messenger RNA. RefSeq names its product tetratricopeptide repeat domain 1 (gene ttc1). NCBI's taxonomy places the organism in Eukaryota, Metazoa, Chordata, Actinopteri, Istiophoriformes, Xiphiidae. The record is from RefSeq and is a predicted model, not a curated record. Gene Ontology annotation, molecular function: protein binding. The transcript is spliced from 8 exons. The coding region runs from base 276 to 1202 and encodes 308 amino acids.
CGCCGAUGACGUCACACUGAUCUGUCCGCCGGUUACGGUGCGGGUUUACGUACGGAAGCUGUUCGUUAGCAGUUAGUUGUUUGUUAGCCGUUAGCUGUAGGCUAGCCUUUAGCUGCAGUUCCGUUCAGACCAGACAUUUAAGGUUUUAAUGUCUGUUAGGAGGUAACAGACCAUUUUUACUUGGAAUCGUUUAGAACUCCCAUUUGGAAUCUGCUGAUUUAACACGCAGCAGGAGGGAAACAGUCAAAACCUGCACUCAAGAGGGGAGCUGCAAUAUGAGCAGUCAAGGAGGUGAACGGAGAUGCAAUGGAGCAGCUGGAAAACCCAGAGAGCAGGAGGAGAAGGAAGAGGACUUUUACGACUGCCAGGAGACUCUGGGGCUUCCAGACCCCAACGUGGAGGAGGAGGAGGCCCGACAGGAUGCAGAAGGGUCGGAACACUGUCAUGUUAAAACUGAGAGACUAUCUGACAGAAGAAACGACACUGAGACUGAGACAGAGGGAGAAGGAAUACAUCAGGAGGAGAUGCAGGGUGACAGGCUGCAGGAGGAUUCCGAUUCAGAGAUAAAGGAAGAGAAUAGCCAGGGGGAUGAGUUUGAUGAUGACUACCUGAGGGAGGUGGAGAAGGACCUGACAGAGGAGGAGAAGGAGAGUCGACGGCAGCAGAGUUUAACUCUGAAGGAAAAAGGAAACAGCCAGUUUAAAGCUGGGGACUGGUUGGAGGCGGAGCACAGCUACACGGAGGCUUUGGUUUUAUGCCCGGUUUGUUUCAGCAGAGAGCGAGCCAUACUGUUCUCCAACAGAGCUGCCGCAAGACUGCACCUGGAUCUGAAGGAUCGGGCGAUCUCAGACUGCACCAGAGCGAUAGAGCUGAAUCCAGACUACGUGCGGGCUUUGCUGAGGAGGGCAGAGCUCUACGAACAGAUGGAGAAGCUGGAGGAGGCUCUGGAGGACUACAAGAAGGUUCUGGACCGAGACCCAAACCAGACCAGUGCCAGGCAAGCCUGCAUGAGGUUACCUCAGCAGAUUCAGGAGAGAAAUGAGAAGUUGAAGGAGGAGAUGAUCAGUAAGCUGAAGGACCUGGGGAACAUGAUCCUGAGGCCAUUUGGACUUUCCACCAACAACUUCCAGGUGAACCAGGAUCAGGACACUGGAUCGUAUUCCAUAAACUUCGUCCAGAACCCAAACAACAACAACAGGUGAUGUCACAACGACAAAACCACGGACAGUGAUGACAUCACGGCAACAUGUGGCUGAACCUGUGUGUGUGUUUCAGAGUUAAAUAAAGUUUGAUGAGUUU